GUUACAGCCGAGCACGGCGACACAGGAGUGCCUGCCUGCUGUGGCGGCAGAAGCAAACUGAGGACCGGAAGGAUGGUGCAGUCCUGCUCCGCCUACGGCUGCAAGAACCGAUACGAUAAGGAUAAACCCGUUUCUUUCCACAAGUUUCCUCUUACUCGACCCAGUCUUUGUGAAAAAUGGGAGGCGGCCAUCAGAAGAAAAAACUUUAAACCCACUAAGUAUAGCAGCAUUUGUUCGGAACACUUCACCCCGGACUGCUUUAAGAGGGAAUGCAACAACAAGCUACUGAAGGAGAACGCCGUCCCCACCAUAUUUCUUUGUACUGAACCACAUGACAAGAAGGAAGAUCUCCUUGAGCCACAAAAACAGCUUCCCGUGCCUCCUUUAACGCCUCCCAUUCCCCAGGUUGAUGCCACUAUUGGAUUGCUAAUGCCUCCCCUGCAGACCCCAGAUAAUCUCUCCAUUUUCUGUGACCACAACUACACUGUGGAGGAUACAAUGCACCAGAGGAAAAGGAUCCAUCAACUAGAGCAGCAAGUCGAAAAACUCAGAAAGAAGCUCAAGACUGCACAGCAGCGAUGCAGAAGACAAGAACGACAGCUUGAAAAGUUAAAGGAAGUUGUGCACUUCCAGAAGGAGAAAGACGUAUCAGACGUAUCUGAGAGAGGUUAUGUGAUUCUACCAAAUGACUACUUUGAAAUAGUUGAAGUACCAGCAUAAAAAAAUGAGAUUUGUAUUGGUUUUUAUGGGGUAAUACCACAUACCCUUCUCUAGCCUAUAAAGGAGUUUCAUUUGGAAAAAUAGCACUUGAUUACUUGUAUAAAAACAACUCAGAAUAUUUUUUUUUAAAUAGAUAUAUACUGUAAAACUGUAAAAUGUUUGUUUGUAAUUCAGGGUUUUUACAUUUUAACAAAAUAUUUUAAAAACUGUAAACUAACCUCAGAGCUCCAAUGUAAGGAAGUUGUUUUCAAGAUUAGGGACUUUUUUUUUAAUUUGAGUAUUUAUAGAUAAUGUAAAAAUUAAAAGUAAAGAGAAAGAAAAGUAUAGUAAGGAUGAUUUAAGUUUAAAGUUUAAAAUUAAUGCAGUUUAUUGAGAGAAUUUAGUUAUAUUUUAAAUCAUAAGUAUGGGUCAGAUCAUGCAACACCUCAGAAAAUACAUAUUCUUACAUGUUCUUAUUAGUGAAGGCAAGAUCAUUUCUUAAAAAAAAGAUUGGUUGUCUUCAGAGCAGAAAGUGAAGAGCCAUUCCAUCUAAUUUAAUAUAAACAAUGGAUUUUUUGAAAAGUAGGCCCAUCUUUUUCCCCCCCACUGUCUAGCAUUAUCAAAUUAGAAGUGUAUCUCCCAUGAAAGAAACAUUCUUUGGUAAACACAGUAGGCAUUAUUAUCAAUGAAGUAAUAACAAUUGGGCCUGAUCCAUGAAACACUUUCUUCUCUCAUUACCCCUGAAUGAAGGGACACCCAAUUCCCUAUCCGCAUCCAUAUAUUUAACAGAUGUGUUGUGUUGGUAGUUUGAUGUGUACCAUAAUACAGUAAUCUUGCACUUGGCUAAUUGAUUUUGGUCAAGGCUUCACAUAAAAAAACAUUUUCUUUAACACAAGUUAGAAAUUAUAUCCCAUUUACUUAAAUGAGUGAUCUGUAUCAGAAGCAACCUAAUAUGUACUGUUUAUUUUCCUGAAUGUUGAGAUUUAAACACUGAGGUUUCUGUUCAGAGAGUUGUGUUCUGACUUUCUGUUCAGAGUUGUGAGAUGUUUUACAUAUAUUUGAAAUGAAAAAUACGUUCUGAGUAAAUAUACUGCCAUAGGAAUUACCUACUUAGAUCUAGAAUAACUGUUUGAACUGUAAUUAUUUUAUAUUUCGAAGUACACGGAGAUAGUUGAAGAGCAAGACCUUUUGAGGUAGCAUUAAAGAUAUGAAACAAUGAUGUUCAAAAGUGUCUUUUGUAGACCUGGUUUUCAGUGUAAUUCACUGCCAUGUUGCCAGUGGGUGGUGCUUUGAUUCGUGGAGAUUUGAUUUUUUAUGAGCCAGUAUGUCAAAAAGAGAAAGUUAUGGUUUAGAAGAUGACUUGAAGUUACGUAGUCUGAUAACAUUCAGAACUAAUGCUCAUGAAUUAGAGGACUUUUUCUAGCCAUGCAUGGAUCUCAUCACUGGCUUUGGAAUGCACAGUCUCUGAGUACUUUGUCUUCACAUUUCAUUUCUCUAGAGUUCCUGGAGGAUAGGUGGGUAAAUAUUUUGUAAAGUUUCUGUCUUUGAUCAAAAUUCUCAACUAUGUAAAAGAAAAUCUGUGUGUGUGUUUAUGUGUGUGUGGAAGCAAGAAUCCAACCUUAGUAGCAUCUUAGCAUUAUCAUUUCACCUGAAACUACUUUCUUUUCCUAACAUAAAUCCCUAUUUGGGGAGAACUGACCAAGCAGUAUAUAUACCAACUAUUUGCAUUUAAUGAUAAAUUUAAAUAAUUUAUCAUAGUUUAACAUAGGAAGUUUAAAGUACAGGUGCUUAUUUCUGAAUUUAAGAUGUAGUAUUUGUUAAAUGUUUUUAAAAUUCAUUUUGUCUUUUGUUUAUGACAUUGCCAAGAAAAGGAGAACAUUUAGACUAAAUCAGGUCCUGUUCAAGCAUGGUGAACCUUAGUCUAAAACAGAAACAGGGUCUUAAUUUGGAACAAAUGGGGAGAAGACCUGAACUGUAGCAUAUUCCAAAAGAUGACAUUUAUUUUGAACACAUAUAGUAAUGUACUAAAAUUUUGAUGUGUGUGUGUGACAUAAUCUGGCAACGAUGGUGAGAAAAAAUAACUCUCUUAAUAGAACUGCUAGGAAAACUGUAGAAUCAUAGAAUUUUAGAAUCAGAAGGAACUUUGAAAUCGUUGAACACUAAUAAGCUUAACCGCCAAACUGCAGAAAUCCUUGUAGAAUAUCCCUGGGUGGUCAUCUGUUCUGUUUGCUAUUUAUAUCUAAGUAAUUAUUCAGCUUAGAUUCUUUAAAAUGGGUUUCUGGAUUAGAAUAGAAUUAGUUGCCACUUUUUAUACUUGUUUAUAACGCAGAUCUAAACUUCACUUUGAACUGCAUACUUUGAACUAUCAAAUUCCAAAUUAAAGUUUAAAAUUUUUGUAA
This is a messenger RNA of Manis pentadactyla (Chinese pangolin), 3098 nucleotides long. It is a transcript of the gene THAP1, whose product is annotated as THAP domain containing 1. The coding region runs from base 73 to 720 and encodes 215 amino acids. The transcript has 3 exons. The record is from RefSeq and is a predicted model, not a curated record. Lineage: Eukaryota; Metazoa; Chordata; Mammalia; Pholidota; Manidae. Gene Ontology annotation, molecular function: sequence-specific DNA binding.